GAAGUCAUCAAACCCGGAAGUGAGCGUGAAGGCAAACCGGCCACGGGCAAGAUGGCACGGAGCGUACUGUGUACAGGCCUCGGUGUGCUUCAGCUAGGCAGGAAAACCGCGCUGCUGUCCGGCGCUCGUUUUUACUCGCAGAGCGAAUCGGAGCCGCUGACAGUCAAGCAGCAAAGCGACGGAAUAAGGAGAAUAAUACUGAACAACCCCAAGAAGAGGAAUGCUUUGUCUCUGUCCAUGCUCAAGUCUCUCCGAGAGAACAUCUUAGCUGAUGUUGACAGCGAGGAUGUCAGAGUUAUCAUCCUAUCAGCCAAAGGUCCGGUGUUUUCCUCUGGACACGACCUGAAGGAGCUGACGUCUGCUCAGGGUGGAGAAUAUCACACAAAGGUGUUUCACACCUGCUCAGAGGUGAUGACGCUGAUACAAGACAUACCUGUUCCAGUGAUCGCCAUGGUGAACGGUGUUGCCACAGCAGCCGGAUGCCAGCUUGUUGCUAGUUGUGACAUCGCUGUGGUGACGGAGAAGUCCACCUUUGCUACUCCGGGUGUCAGCGUGGGUCUGUUCUGCUCGACGCCGGCGGUGGCCAUCGGCAGAGCGGUGCCGAGGAAGGUUGCUAUGGAGAUGUUGUUCACAGGAACUCCCAUCUCAGCCCAUGAUGCUUUGCUGCACGGUCUGGUCAGUAAAGUGGUGCCGGAGGAGCGGUUGGAAGAGGAAACAUUAUCCAUCGCCCAGCGUAUCUGUCAAGCUAGCCGACCUGUUGUAGCCCUCGGAAAGGCCACUUUCCAAAGACAAAUGGCUCAAGGUCGCGAUGCUGCGUAUGCCACCGCCUCAAAGGUGAUGGUCGACAACCUGGCUCUGAGAGACGGGCAGGAGGGGAUCCGCGCCUUCAUAGAGAAACGCAAACCAGUGUGGAAUCAUAAAGCAGAAAAAGCCCACGACUGACUGAGUUUUAGCAAAUUAUGCAAUGAUCAUGUGAUUAAUAUUGACAGGAACACAUGAUUAGCACUCACUGGUGAGUUGAGUAAUUGCCACCAGCCUUCAGUGUAUGUGUUGGCUGUGCUGUUUCAUGUUCUCUGAGGAUUUCCUCCUGUUCACCGUAGCUAAAGAUGAUGAUGAUCCAUUGUGUGCCUUAAAAGCUGCUGUGAGAGCAAUGAGAAGGAAAUACACUGUUGACAAAGAUGGUGGAUAACAAAAUAGACAUAAUAGAUAAAUGCUGCUUUCCGUCCAAUUUUAGAUGGAUUAAAUGAGGUUAAGAAUGGAAAGAGAAUCUUAAUGUUGAGAUGAGCUACAUCAAAGCUCUGUUUGCUAGACUGUAAAUCCUAAACAGAAGCUGAAGUUUGGAUCUUUGAGCAAAAUUACUGUUUUUUCAGAUCCUGGUUUAAUUUGUUCUGGAUUUGUAAUUGAAAUAAGUAGAAGAUUAUAAAAAUUAAUGGUCUUGACACAAAACUAUAAUAUUAUAAUUCAAUAAGCUUGUUGAAAUACAACUCUACUUCAGUAGCUUAUAGAGGUAUCAAAUGUUCCCAGUAUUUCAGAAAAACAUUAAUAACAACAUAACUACAACAAAAAUCUAAAAAAUGAAGUAUUUUUUAGGGAUUUUCUUUGUCCUGUUACACAUAAUCCUCACAAUGUCUGCAGGUCCUGAACAGUUAAAGCUGAAAUUCUGCACUUAAAAAAUAAAACACUAUAAAAUAAAAUAAAAAGUCUGUAAAGAAA
Molecule: messenger RNA, 1713 nt
Organism: Oreochromis aureus
Lineage: Eukaryota; Metazoa; Chordata; Actinopteri; Cichliformes; Cichlidae
Gene: echdc3
Product: enoyl CoA hydratase domain containing 3
Exons: 6
Coding region: 52-942 (296 amino acids)
Cellular component (GO): mitochondrion
Molecular function (GO): hydro-lyase activity
Source: RefSeq, a predicted model, not a curated record